GAGAACACAAGUCCACUGCCCUCUCAUUUCGCCACACUCUUCCUACUUCUGGAAUUCUCUUUCUUCGAUUGGGCAGUCCUCUCAAGCGUACAACGAUGGGAUUGGGUCAGAUCGCUUCUAGGGCGCUUUGGCGGUCCGCCAGGCUCGCCGCCGUCAAUCCCCAUCAUCUAGUUCUCCGCCGCGCCGUUGUCUCAACGCCGGAGCUUCGCAACGCCGAAGCGGCGGCUGCCGAGGCCCAGCCCGAACCAGAUCUUCCCAAGAGGAAGCCUGUGGCCGGCGCUAGGGUUCAUUUCCCCAACCCGGACGACGCAAUCGAGGUGUUUGUCGAUGGGUACCCGGUCAAAAUCCCUAAAGGAAUGACUGUGCUCCAGGCCUGCGAAGUCGCCGGAGUUGAUAUCCCUAGGUUCUGCUACCACAGUCGUCUUUCGAUCGCCGGGAACUGCCGUAUGUGUCUUGUUGAGGUGGAAAAAUCUCCCAAGCCGGUCGCUUCCUGCGCCAUGCCCGCCCUCCCAGGAAUGAAGAUCAAGACUGAUACACCUAUUGCGAAAAAAGCAAGAGAAGGAGUGAUGGAGUUUUUGUUGAUGAACCAUCCAUUGGACUGCCCGAUUUGUGAUCAGGGUGGAGAGUGUGAUCUCCAGGAUCAGUCUAUGGCUUUUGGUUCUGAUCGAAGCCGUUUCACUGAAAUGAAGAGAUCGGUAGUGGAUAAGAACCUUGGCCCAUUGGUCAAGACUGUGAUGACUCGAUGCAUUCAGUGCACAAGGUGUGUGAGAUUCGCCACCGAAGUAGCUGGUGUUCAAGAUCUUGGCAUGUUGGGUCGUGGCAGUGGAGAGGAAAUUGGAACAUAUGUCGAGAAAGUUAUGACAAGUGAAUUAUCAGGGAAUGUAAUUGAUAUUUGUCCUGUGGGUGCUCUGACGUCAAAGCCUUUUGCCUUUAAAGCUCGUAACUGGGAGCUAAAGGGAACUGAAACCAUUGAUGUCACAGAUGCAGUUGGUUCUAACAUACGUGUUGAUAGCAGAGGUCCCGAGGUCAUGAGGGUAGUGCCACGGCUGAAUGAGGACAUCAAUGAAGAAUGGAUAUCAGACAAAACGCGUUUCUUCUAUGAUGGGCUGAAAAGGCAAAGGCUGAAUGAUCCAAUGAUUCGCAGUCCGGAUGGUCGCUUCAAGCCUGUGAACUGGCGGGAUGCACUUACAGCGGUAGCAGAGGUCAUCCUGCAAGUAAAACCGAGUGAAAUUGUUGGGGUUGCCGGUAAGCUGUCCGAUGCAGAAUCUAUGAUGGCGCUGAAGGAUUUCUUGAACAAGAUGGGUUCGAACAACAUCUGGUGCGAGGGAAAUGGCCCAAAUCCUAAUGCCGACCUGCGGUCUGGAUAUAUAAUGAACACAGGCAUCAGUGGGCUCGAGAAAGCAGAUGCUUUCCUCUUGGUUGGCACACAGCCGAGGGUUGAAGCUGCAAUGGUCAAUGCAAGAAUUCGGAAAACUGUUCGAGCCAACAAUGCAAAGGUCGGAUAUGUCGGCCCUACAGCUGAUUUCAACUACGAUCACGACCAUCUAGGCACAGGCGCAGAAACACUUACCGAACUCGCCGAGGGGCGCCAUCCAUUUUAUUCGACCCUAUCAAAUGCUAAAAACCCUGUCAUCAUUGUCGGGGCCGGAAUCUUCAGCCGGAAGGACAAGGAAGCAGUAUUCUCUAUCGUCGAGACCAUUUCCAAGAAAAUAAACGCCGUUCGUGCCGACUGGAACGGCCUAAAUGUCCUCCUGCUCAACGCCGCCCAAGCUGCCGCUCUCGACCUCGGCCUGGUACCCGAAAAUGAAAAUAGCAUUGAAUCCGCGAAGUUUGUCUAUCUCAUGGGUGCCGAUGACGAGAACUUGGACAAAAUCCCGGACGACGCCUUUGUGGUUUACCAAGGUCACCACGGCGACAAAGGCGUGUACCGUGCGAACGUAAUUUUGCCGGCGUCCGCGUUCACGGAGAAAGAAGGUACGUAUGCAAACACCGAGGGAUGCGCUCAAACUACGGUUCCUGCAGUCCCGACUGUCGGCGACGCCCGCGACGACUGGAAAAUCAUCCGGGCGCUGUCGGAGGUGGCGGGCGCGCCGCUGCCGUACAAUUCUCUGGGUGGGGUUCGAUCGCGGAUAAAGACUGUGGCGCCUAAUCUUGUUCAUUUCGACGAGAGGGAGCCGGCUGAAUUCUCGACUGCUUCGUUGAGACCGGAAGUCGCGGAAAAGCUGGAAAAUACACCUUUUGAGCGUGCCGUCGACAACUUCUACAUGACUGAUGCGAUCACGCGGGCUUCGAAGAUUAUGGCGCAGUGCAGCGCGGCGCUGUUGAAGAAGUAAUAAAAGGGGGUUCGACUUCGACUCCCCCGGACAAGGUACGGUUUUUAUACGACGUUUUAUUUUACCGGUGCCGUCUUUAGGAUUUGGUUUCUGAGGACUGGGGAAUGUACCUUUUGUGUUGCAAAUGAAGAAGAAGAUGAUGAUGAUGCCAUAGUAACAAAAUUUUUCAAAAAUUUUUUGGGAACUAUGGAAUGUGGCUGAUGUGUUCUUGUAAGUUUGAUGUGUCUGUUGUGAGAUCCCAACAGAUGAAGAUGAAGAUGAAGAUGAUAAUGGUAAUUUGUAUUUGUUUGUUUAUAGGGAUGAAUUUUGGGUAACCCUUCUUGAAUAAGAAACUAAAGUGUGCACCAUUUUAUUACAAUUUGGUUUUGAUUUUGUU
Molecule: messenger RNA, 2709 nt
Organism: Andrographis paniculata
Lineage: Eukaryota; Viridiplantae; Streptophyta; Magnoliopsida; Lamiales; Acanthaceae
Product: NADH dehydrogenase [ubiquinone] iron-sulfur protein 1, mitochondrial
Exons: 5
Coding region: 96-2333 (745 amino acids)
Biological process (GO): ATP synthesis coupled electron transport
Cellular component (GO): membrane
Molecular function (GO): iron-sulfur cluster binding; NADH dehydrogenase (ubiquinone) activity
Source: RefSeq, a predicted model, not a curated record